Caenorhabditis angaria is the source of this 1094-nucleotide messenger RNA. The record is from the annotation of a GenBank genome assembly. NCBI's taxonomy places the organism in Eukaryota, Metazoa, Nematoda, Chromadorea, Rhabditida, Rhabditidae.
AUGGCAAUCAAAAGUGUGGGUGAUUUGGUGAAUUUGAAUACGGAUCUCAAAUGCGAUACUCCAAAUCAUGAACUCAUUGUAUACCCGAAAUUUUUGAUAUUCUAUUCGGAAAACGGCUACAAGAAGCCGUGCUACGUCAAAUUUUUCAUUGAAAAUCGCGACAAGUUUCCGGUGAUUUUUGCGAUUAAAGCGAGACAAAAGAUAUUUCGACUUGGUUCGGAUAGUCAUGGAAUUCUGAAAGCCGGCGAAAAACACACUUUCAAAUUAUAUUUAUUGCCUUGUGAUGAUUGGCCGCUGGGAAUCAAUGAUUAUGCUGGAAAACAAUUGAAAAUUGCGAUUGAGAAUUUGAGAAUUCCGACGUGUAUUCAACCGGAUAAUCGAGUUGAUAUUGUGGCGGUUUCGAAGUGGAUUUGGAAAAAAUCAAUGACUGAAUGGCCGCUUGAAAGAUUGUAUACAAAGGUGCAUUUUUAGGAAAGGCUGGGGAAAUUUCAAGUUUUUUGCUGAAAAAUUAUGAAAUUCCAUGAUAAAAUGUGAUUUUCAUGAAAUUUCACCUAAAAAUUGGAUUUUUCAUGAAAUUUCAGCUGAAAGUUGGACUUUUCGUGAAAUUUCACCUUAAACUUGGACUUUUCAUGAAAAUUUCGCUAAUUAUUCAAAUUUUUGCUCGAAAAUCGAUAGGAUUUCAAUAAAGUUUGAGAUUUACCAAAAUUUUCAAGAUUUAGAACAGUUUUUCAAUGAAAAAUCUAAAAUUUCAGAAGAAUUGAUGAAAUUUCAAGUUUUUCAAUGCAAAAUCUGAAAAUUUCAUGAUAAAAUGUGAUUUUCAUGAAAUUUAAGCUGAAAAUUGGACUUUUCAUGAAAAUUUCGUUAAUUAUUCCAAUUUUUGCUCGAAAAUCGAUAGGAUUUCAAUAAAGUUGGAGUUUUUGUUCUGAAAUUCACCACAAUUCAAUUUUCAGAGAAAUUUUCAGGUUCAAACUUCAAAAUUAGUUUUUCAGAUGUCGGUAAUUCUGGAAAAAUGCCAAACAAAUGACAGUAGUGUUCUAACACUUCCAAUUUCUGCAAGUCCUAGUUUGAUUAGUGAGGAAUCUGUGAAAACUUGA